UUUGAAGAAAAGAAACACGUGAUCAAACUGAGCUUUGGACCUAAUUGAUCAGAUGAUAAUGUAACUUUGAAACGAGCAUCAGUACUGUACAUUGUUGUCGGAUCACUAGUGCUUUGAAAACGUAAUCGGAGCUCCGGUACCGAUCGUCCCAUCAAUAAAUAUACCACAAUCACUGCUGGAUGUUUCGUUGUAACGUGAUUCAAGGCUUGCGUGUUUGGAAGAGCUACACAUUCUCAGCUGUGAGCGUUGUGUUGAAAAGGAAGCCGCAAGCAUCAAGACUGUUGUUCACCAUGGUGGACUCUCAGUAUUACCUCCCCAAUGACAUUGGGAUCUCCGCGCUGGACUGUACUGAAGCGUUUCGCCUGCUGUCCCCUAGAGAACAGCUCUAUGCGCACUACCUCUCCAGGUCUGCCUGGUAUGGAGGACUGGCUGUGCUGCUGCAGACCUCGCCCGAGUCUGCCUCCAUCUUCGUUCUCUUACAGAGGCUGUUCCGCAAGCAGCCACCAGCACAGCUGGGGAAUGUGGCUACUGCAGCUGGACUCAGUCCUGAGGAGUACCAGGCCUUUCUUGUUUAUGCUGCUGGUCUCUAUGCCAACAUGGGCAACUACAAGUCAUUUGGAGACACCAAGUUCAUUCCCAACCUACCCAAGGAGAACCUGAAGGCCCUUGUGUGGCAGAGCCAGGCCUUCCAGGACAGCCCCAGUGAGAUGGAGGCCCUGUGGGACAGCUGCUCCACCCUCCUCUACUCCCUUGAGGACAAACAGAAACAGCUGGGCUUGGGGGACAAGGGAAUCACCACGUACUUCUCGGGGAACUGUUGUUUGGAGGACGCCGAGUUAGCUCAGAAAUUCUUGGACUCAAAGAACCUGAGUGCCUACAACACGCGAUUGUUUAAGAAGAAAUCCGAAGGGAAGAGCUGCUAUGAGGUGCGCCUUGCGUCUGCUGUGCAGGAGGACUGUGCAGUGGAUGGGGAGGGGGAGACCAGGUGCGGCAGAUAUAACUUUGAGGACCGUGUCUUCACGGUUUCCAGGGGAGACUAUGAUCACCUCAUGAAGAAAGUGAGCGAAAAUCUGGAGAAAGCUAAGGACCACGCGGCCAAUGAGAACCAGAAACGAAUGCUGGAGGAAUAUUCGCGGAGUUUCACCUUUGGGUCCGUGGAGGCGCACAAGGAAGGCUCUCGUUUCUGGAUCAAAGACAAGGGGCCCAUUGUGGAGAGUUAUAUUGGCUUUAUCGAGAGCUACAGGGAUCCCUUUGGUUCCAGGGGAGAGUUUGAAGGUUUUGUUGCCGUGGUGAACAAGGCGAUGAGCGAAUGCUUUGCUAAGCUGGUGAGCUCAGCCGAAGUGCUUCUGCCAGAGCUGCCAUGGCCAAAAGACUUUGAGAAGGACCGCUUCCUCCUGCCUGACUUCACCUCCCUGGACGUGCUGACGUUCGCUGGCAGCGGCAUUCCAGCGGGCAUUAACAUUCCCAACUAUGACGAUAUCAGACAGUCGGAGGGCUUUAAGAAUGUCUCCCUGGGAAAUGUUCUGGCUGUGGCAUACGCUACCCAGAAAGACAAGCUCACCUUCCUGGAUGAAGAAGACAAGGAUGUGUACAUUAAGUGGAAGGGGCCCUCCUUUGAGGUGCAGGUUGGCCUCCAUGAGCUGCUGGGCCAUGGCAGUGGAAAGCUCUUUGUCCAGGAUGAGAAGGGAACUUUCAACUUCGAGCAAGAUAAUGUUCGCAAUCCUGAGACUGGAGAAAAGAUCACCACCUGGUACAAAGGCAACGAAACAUGGGACAGCAAAUUCUCCACCAUUUCUUGCUCCUAUGAAGAGUGCAGGGCCGAGUGUGUGGGGCUCUACCUCUGUCUCAACAAACACGUGCUCAGUAUCUUUGGCCAUGAGGGCGAGGAUGCAGAGGAAGUGGUGUACGUCAACUGGCUCAACAUGGUGCGCGCUGGCCUGCUGGGACUUGAGUUCUACACCUCCGAGAGCAAGAGCUGGAGACAGGCCCACAUGCAAGCUCGCUUUGUGAUCCUGCGGGUGCUCCUGGAGGCUGGCGAGGGGCUGGUGACCCUGAAGGAGAGCACAGGAAAAGAUGGGCGCCCAGAUGCCCUUAUAACGCUGGACCGCAGCAAGAUCCACACUGUGGGCAAGGGUGCCAUCGAGAGGUUCCUAUGCAAACUACAGGUCCUCAAGUCCACAGCCGACGUGGAGGGAGGCAGAGCUCUGUAUGAGGGCUACUCGGCCGUGUCCGACGGUGGUUCUCACAACUUCCUGUGCCUGCGGGAGACGGUUCUCCAGCGCAAAGAGGCUCGCAAGAUGUUUGUUCAGGCCAACACAAGGGUCAAAGGUGACAGUGUGGAGCUCGUGGAAUACGAGGGCAGCGCGGCUGGACUGAUCUGCUCUUUCACAGAGCGGUUUGCCGACGACUCCGAGGAGGUGGAGGCCCACCUGCUGGAGCUGAACAAGAGGGAUGCCCCCUGCUGGUUCUGAGUGAACGGUGCAGAUACACAGCCAGAGCAGCGCUAAGACCCAGACAUGCUGCCGUCAUGCCCACGCCCGCUCCUGACUGAGACACGCCCGGCCUGUGUGGACUUGUCAUAGGAAUUGAUCUUUCGGUGCACUGUCAAAAUGAAUUUACAAAUCAGUCGUGAGUGGAAUGCGCAGGUGGUUAUGGCUGUGAUUUAUGAGCCUGGAGACAUUCUUCGCCCUCAGAGGCACCGUUUGUAACUACAUUAAGCCCUUAACGUUAUGCAGUUCUUCAUUUCCCUCUGACGGUAUCAGGAAGGAUAGGAACGGUGUAAGCAAUGUCAUGCAAAUUUGACAGCUGAAGGAACUCAAAAGUUCCUAGUGGUAGGACCUUGGAGUCAGUUUGAAACGAGGCCAGGGUGUAGAAAAGAAAAGUGACUCAAGGGGACCAUACACGGUUCGCCAUCAACUAAUCUGUCAAUCAAGUCUAAACCACCAUAUUAACCUUUUUAUGUCGACACAUUUCAAUUUCUGUUUGUCUUAGAGAAAAUUGACAAUUUUUAUUUUUAAAGAAGUCCCUCCCAAUAAUACUACUCAUUGGGUAAGUUGUUUGUCCCUUGUGUCCAGGGCACUUGAAGCACUACUGUGACAUGGUCAAAAGCAAUGCAUUUGUGAAAGGGUAGACAGUACUGCAAAUUCUCUUGGUGAGGUUGGUAAGAAACAGCCUGUACAAAAAUAAAAUAUAAUUUUUUGUUCUUUUAAUAUCAAUGUCUGUUCAGUUUGUUUCUCAUGCAUUAUUAAAGUUAUCUCUGGGAACUGGUGUAAUGAGCUGCAUGAACUGAUAAACAUUGAAAUAAGGGCAUCGCGGAGUGCCUGGACACAGCCCUUAGCCAUGGUAGAUUGGCCAUAUAUCACAAACCCCCCCAAGGUACCUUACUGCUAUUAUAAACUGUUUACCAAUGUAAUUAGAGCAGUAAAAAUAAAUUGUCACACACGUGGUAUACGGUCUGAUAUACCACGGCUGUCAGCCAAUCAGCAUUCAGGGCUCGAACCAAACAGUAAACAGAAUGUCUAAGGUACUUUGCAAUAUCCACCCAGGCAAAUGUUCAUUUAACAUAUUUUAAGAAUAAAGCACGAAGCAAGUCUUUCUUAAGAAAACGUUCACAAUGCGUGGGUACUCAAGGUGAUUCCACAAGGUCCACAGCCGCCUCUCUUGUUAGUUUGCAAGUCUUGAGUCCAUCCUGUUUGGCUUUCUGGUAUAUGAGGGGUGUUCCACUGCUGCCUUGGCCCUGUAGGUCCUGGAUCUGGGCCUGGGCUGGGAGGGCUUGAAUCUCCCCCUCACUCCGCCAGUACAGCUUGUACAGUCCUGGGUCGUCUACCCCAAACUUAGCAGCACAGAGCUGGGUCAGGGCCUCCCCACUAACUCCUGCCCUCCACUGCAGGGUUUUUAUCCAGCUGCUUUCUCCAUCUUGAAACAGAACCUUGACAAACCUCUGCAACACACAAUUAAAAGAAAGUUUCCCAUGAGAACAGUUCACAUCAAAGCAGUCCUACUGGUCACUUUGGGAUUACAGGGAUUUCCAACUGUCACAUAUAAUUCCAAAUACCUUAGGUAUGUGUUGGUUUCUGUUUAGUGUUAGUGGUAGGUGUGUAAUUCUAUACAGCAUUGGUGCUAAUAAAUCAUUUGAGUCGUA
Messenger RNA from Oncorhynchus kisutch (coho salmon), 4141 nucleotides. RefSeq names its product dipeptidyl peptidase 3-like. Gene Ontology annotation, biological process: proteolysis. Gene Ontology annotation, molecular function: metalloexopeptidase activity; dipeptidyl-peptidase activity. The record is from RefSeq and is a predicted model, not a curated record. NCBI's taxonomy places the organism in Eukaryota, Metazoa, Chordata, Actinopteri, Salmoniformes, Salmonidae. Bases 180 to 2471 code for a protein of 763 amino acids. The transcript is spliced from 18 exons. Gene Ontology annotation, cellular component: cytoplasm.